This is a messenger RNA of Paramuricea clavata, 12180 nucleotides long. The record is from the annotation of a GenBank genome assembly. NCBI's taxonomy places the organism in Eukaryota, Metazoa, Cnidaria, Anthozoa, Malacalcyonacea, Plexauridae.
AUGGAGGCACGAUUCUAUCUUGGUGUUUUGUCACUCGUAGCACUCUAUGGUGUAGCGAAUGGUAAGUUAAAUGGUUACUUUUUAAAAUUACUUUCAGCCGGAUGUUCUCGCCCAGUUGCCCAUGCAGGUUUAGUUCACUCAAUAAUGGUACACAUGUUCUUGAAUGAAGGUUACUAUGGUGUGAGCUAAUAGCUUAAGAGCAUGUACUUAUAUUCAAGAACAUGUACUUUUUCUGUGUUAUCACUCAUGAAGAUAUAUACAUGUUCGCAGAAGAUGUACUGCAUGCCGGUUCUUCUGCCUUAAUCAUCUGAUGUUGUACAGAACUCACUGUUAAGUGUGGUUAGAUCAUAUAAAGUCAAUACAGAGGUAGUGCAUUAGUGUUCUUGAAUGUAAGAUGCCUUAAUCAUUAGUCUGAUAUACCGAUCAGCGGUCUGAUAUUGUACAGAACUCAAUGCUGAUCAUUAAAUAUGGUUAGAUCAUACCGACUAUAGUACAUGUUCACAAAUGAUGAAAUGAUGGACAGUUGUAAAUGCCAGACGUGUGUUCCUAGGUUAUCAAUGCAAUGAACGUCCACGGAAACUUGGCUGCUUUCAGGACUCGCAAAAGAACAGAUUGAUGACGUAUGCACACAGUGUGAAAAUGAAAAGUUCAGAUUGGUUGGGGGACAAAUGGAAUGAACAUUUGGACAAACUUCUCUGCAAGUAAGUUUGGAAAGGAAUUCAACUUCUCACUCUGAUAACUGCAAGUUGACUACCAUCUAGUGCAUGAUAAAUUAUUGAUAAUUCUUACAGUCAAUCCCUGAGACAUAACCCAGCUCUGUCUAUAUUAAGGUGUUCUGAAGAAGCUAAAAAGAGAGGUAACUUGUAUUUUGGUGUACAACAUUACUACGAGUGUUGGGUUGGCAAUCUCAAUAAUAUUGACGUUGAAACUCGACGCCUACAUGACAAAUCAAAAUGUUGGUCGAAAAAUCCUGAACCUUUUACAUGCAACGUGAACGACCAAGUUUGUGUGGGAGCGGCAUUGACUAUGGUUAUUUAUGAAGUCACGUGUACGUAUUCCAGUGUCAUGUUCAUUUUUGUGUAAAAUAUCUUUUAUAUUGCUUUUUCUGUGUUGUUAAUGUUAUGUAUUCAGGUGAAUAUGAUGUUUGUAAUGUUACUCUGAGUGUAUAUCCACACCGAACAAGCUUGAAAAAUAUGCCUGGCCACGGUGGGAAUCGAACCUACUUACCUACGACCUUUGGAAUACUAGCCCAAUGCUCUGCCAACUGAGCUACGCAGUCAGGUCGGUUCGAGUAUUACUAUUAUUACUCGUAUUACUAGAUUGCAUUGAUAUCGAAGGGACUAGACUCAAUUCCGAAAUAUCACAUACUCGAACCGACCAGACCGCGUAGCUCAGUUGGCAGAGCAUUGGGCUAGCAUUCUAAAGGUCGUAGGUUCGAUUCCCACCGUGGCCAGGCAUGUUUUUCAAGCUUGUCCGGUGUGGAUAUACACUCAGAGUAACAUCACAAACAUCUUUUAUAUCGUUUCUUCUUUUUUCAUUAGAUUCUUCAUAUGUUAUUCCAGACACUAAAGGUAAUUAGUAAUUCCUGUUUAUAUUUUACUCUAUUUUGUUUUACUCUCUAUUUCCUCAAUUAACAAAGAUGACUUUCAAAUUUGACUUCCACUACCGCUACCUCUCACUGCCUUAGCACGCAUCUGAUUGGUUAAUCGGAUAUAUCAAACGCAUCUGAUUGGUUAAUACUCCCUUAUCUUUUAUCUUAAACAGAGCCGACGAUUAAGGUGAUGACCGUACCAAAGAAAGGCAAUAGACCUCCUCCGUUUAUUCCAGGUACAAUACGAUUACACGGCAAAUGUUUACAUUGAUAGGAACACGGAAAUUGAAUUGUAUAUAGUCCAUUUUAUCUUUUGAAUUUUGGUCACCAAAUGCAAGCCUACUACCAACCUCGUUCCCAGGGCCUACUACAUAUAAACAGCAUGAGCGGCCAUGUUGUAUUAGAUAUACAAGCGAGAAGAUUGUAAGAAAUUAUUCAAUUAAAAUUGAUUAUAAAUGAGAAAAUCGAGGCAAACGUUUAUGCAAAUCAAGAGAAUUUGGGACAUGUGGAUAUAAUUUCACUAAUUUCCCAGAACUUUUUUAUAUGAAAUCCCAGUCCCUCUGUGAAAUUGAAAGAAAAUCCCAGAGCAGGUGGUUCAUCUGUGUGAUUACUUUUAAACACAAUUCUGCUUUCAAUUGCCCUCUUUAGAACUAGUUUUGCCGAUGAAAAGGUACAUGAGUGACUUACGAUAGCAGAAAAAUGAUCUCAUUGAGCUAUUAGUCGGUUAAAUUCAACAUUCCUGGACGUUUUUAUACAAAUUCUCUAUCAAAAAUUUCUCUGCAGCUGUUCUUAAAGUUAUUUCACUCUGAACUGUCCAACUACAACUGUCUUUAUAAUGGGAUUUGGGUUUUCCCAUUUUUGUGUCUUUCAUUCCCAGUUCCCAAAUCUCAUUUUCCUGGUCCAAAAAUACGCAAAUCCCAGUUCCCACUUACCCCUUCAGGUCCUUCUAUAUAAAAUGAGUUUUACAAGUGUUGAUGAUAGUGCUUAUUGUGUUUUGUUUUUCUUUCAGUACCUCCACAUUUGGGUGGUCGCUAGACAGUAGAGUUCAAAACUAGACGAAAAACCUUGGAUAUAAACCAAACUAUCUUCAAUAUGUUUAAGGCCGCAAAACUUUAUGAUAGAUUAUAGUAUAUACAGAGAUUUGUAGUACAAAGAAAACAUGCAAUAAAUAUUAUAGAGUAGAUAUUGUAUGCAAGCAGUGAUUUUAAAACAAUACUGUAAUAUAAAGUCGAAAAAGUAUGGGAAAGGUUUUUCCUAGACUUCCUAUAAUAGUCUCAUUAAUUAACUUUUGAUGAAUCACCAAUGCAUUGCACUCAGACUCAGCAGGACUCUUCCUGGCAAGAACACUGCAUAGCCACUCCUUGGAACUUAUGUAGCGACUCUAUGUAGAGGUUUUUCUCCCGGCCCUUUCUCUUGCACAUCCAUCUUAUUUUCCGAAAUGCAUAUUAUCCUGAUUCCAAUUAACCAACAAAAAGCAUGUUUAGAGAAGAAAGAUGAUUGAUUUGACAAACAGAUUUUUGAAUCAGUCAUUUUAAUUAAAAUUUUUUUGUGAUGGGACUUUCCCUCGUAUUGUUUUGCGUCAGACAUUACGCAUUCCUUGUCGCCGCCAUCUUUGUUUUGUGAUAUUGCUUCACUUCCGGAGAACGCGUGCGAUUGGUCAAUUGGUCGUCAUUCUUGAUUUUGAUUGGUUGGUUUAGUAGGAAGAUCAGCUACCACGACAAUGGAAUUGUAAACAUUGAUUGUGAACAGUGUAAAAUGGACAAAUUUGAAAGCGAAACUGCGUAUUAAAUAUCCUUUACAAGAACGCUAUUUCUUGGAAGCAGCCAGACGCGGUUUUUUAAAUGCAAAUUAUAAAUGAAUGCUCCAAAAACAACAAAACGGUUGCGUACUGCGUAAUGUAUUAAAGAAGAACUUGGUCCAAGCCUUGAAUAUAUAUUUAGGACGGUAGUUUGUUCCUGUUUCUUUGUUCAUAAAGCCAUAUUGAAAAUACGUACAAGACAUUUACUGUUCCUGGGAUUAAGGUAAGUACAAAUAGGAUGUAUAGAUGCUAUAAUACAGUGCAAUUUUAACACAAAUAUUUUUAUAUAUAAAAAAAACAAAUGUCCUGUUGAUUUUAUGAUAGACAGUCAAUAAUUUUGAUAUUUUCGUCUUUUUCGAUUGCCUAUGAUUUAAAUUUGAUGUCUUGACAGUGCUUGGGUGUUCAGUGUUCUCAAUAUUAAUAGAAAAGGUUUAUACUUACAAAUAGUAAAAUAAAGUAAUGGAUAGAUAGCAUGCCAAUGAUGCCAUCAUGGGUUAAAAGGAAACCUCACGUGAAUCGUAUAGCUUUCAUAUCGCUGUCAAUUUUUUGUUUAUAUAGAAAUCAGAAAUAUAGAUAGGCCAAAUUUCAGCUGAUAUGAAGACAGUUUCUCUGCAGGAGUAUAUUAUAUGCAAUGUCAAUGAAUUAUGCAUGUUUGCAACAAAUUAUCGGUUAGCACUAUUUUCCAUCUAGACAGCAUACCGCCCUAUCGAUUUUCUAAAGUCGUUUCUUUUGGAUUUUUUUAUUAAUUCGGUUAGAGUUAGUGUUGCAGUUAGGGCUAGGGGUUAGAGUAGUAGGGGUAUGGUUUGGGUUAGUUAGUAUAGCCAUUCGACACAAUUUCCAUCUUCCGAAAAUGACGUCAGGUCAGUUUGUUGGAUGGAAAAUAGUGCUAACCCAAAUUAUCAUGGGAGUUCACAUAGCAUUUUUUGAAAGGUAGACAUUCUAAAGCAUCAAUGAAUUAAGUCCUAAGGCAGUACCCUCCCCCCCCCCCUUAGCUGUAUGACCACCCAGAUUAGUCAACAUUUACAUCUGAUCCUUCCCCUCCCUCCCCCCAUCCUCCUCCCCCCUCCUCAUUCAGUUUCACUGGUCAUGACUUCGGCAUCUGUGUAUUGAGGUUAGAGUAGUAGGGGUAUGGUUUGGGUUAGUUACAUAUAGCCAUUCAACACAAUUUCCAUCUUCCGAAAAUGACGUCAGGUCAGUUUGUUGGAUGGAAAAUAGUGCUAACCAGGGAUGGAUCCAGCAUGGUCUUUUAGGGGGGGUGCUCUGCCAGGAAAGCUUCAACCUUCCCCCCCCCAUCGACAACUUUUUAGGGAAAAAAAAUUUUCCGGACGAGUACGUUGCAAUUGCUUUCCAGUGACUUUACACAUCCAUCAACUUGCUUAACCACUGCAAAGUCUAGCUACAGUAUUUGAAUUGUAAUUGUUGUUCACAGUUCGCUUAUCAUCAUGUUAUUACUCAAAUUACUGAAUCUCAUUUUGUCUCUGAUAAUUUUUUGCUUUAUCAUGAAAAAUAGCACCCCCCCUGCACCCCUCCUGGCCAGGGCUAGGGGGGGGUGUGCACCCCCCCGCACCCCCCCCAGUAAAUCCAUCCCUGGUGCUAACCCAAAUUAUCAUGGGAGUUCACAUAGCAUUUUUUGAAAGGUAGACAUUCUAAAGCAUCAAUGAAUUAAGUCCUAAGGCAGUACCCCUUAGCUGUAUGACCACCCAGAUUAGUCUACAUUUACAUUUGAUCCUUCCCCCUUCCUCCUCCUCCUCCCCCCUCCUCAUUCAGUUUCACUGGUCAUGACUUGGGCAUCUGUGUACUGAGAAAAUGCAUGGUUAUGCUAGGUUAGUGUAAAUGUGUAAAACGUCAAAGCAAAUUUCCCAACAGCUUGCUUAUAAGUUAGAAAAAUUUUUCAAGAAAAUCAUAUCUUGCUGAAUAAAAGUUUUAUUUGCCAAGGCUAUAACACAAACCAGUGUGCAGAAAUCCGCAAACCAAAAUGGGGUUAAAUUUAACCCAGGGUUAAUGCUAGCUAUUAUCCAGCUUUGAACAACCAGCCUUAGUAUUUCUCUGUUUUCUAAAUUCUGUAGGUAGUUGCUGCAAUAUAUUAGCCAAACCUGGUAAUAACAGAAGACAUUAUGAACCACUUUGAGGUAUUUAUUACUAACAGUAUUUCUGAAGACACCAUGAUGGACUGUGACUGUAUGACUACAGCAUAUAUAAGUCUGUGUGGUCAUACAGCCAUAAAAGAUGUUUUCAUAAUAUGCCAUUUUCUUUACAAAUUUUGUAUAUUUGUACUUGACAAUACCUCGACUUUUCUAGCUUUUUGAGAAAGUAACUGGACGAGUUUCAUUGAAAACAGGAAAAAUUCUUGAAGCAGAACUCAAGAAAGCUUGCCAAAAAACUGGGGCCCAAUACCAUGAAGCCGCUGACGAGGUUUUGAUCUCGGGGACCUGGGAACAAGUGUCGGAAACCAGACGAAUUAUCCGCAAUGUAAUUGAGGAAGACAGCACUAGACGCGGAAGCACUAGUUCAUCCGAUAAUAGUGAAAGCAUAAGUUCUAAGCCUGGUAGAGCUACCUAUGAUAUUACACCACCAAUAGCAAAGUAUAUGAAGAGCUUCCAUGACAGUGACUUGAAGAAUUUGGAGCAAAAAUACCAAGUUAAGAUUAGUUGGUCUAAAGACCACACAAAAGUUCACAUUAAAACUCAUUCAAGCACAAACUACAAUAGUGAUUUAUUUAAUACUGCUUGUGAUCAGUUUGCAGCAAUGUAUCGCCACUUCCAUAAUAAUAUUACAAGCCUUUCCAUUAAUGUUAACCAAGAUGGAGCAGGUUAUAAUAAGGAGCUUUUGAAAAUGGCAUUAAAUGCCACACCUCGGCAUGUUUCUGACUUAAUCUUGGAGAUAUCUGCAGAUGGUAGUACAUACAUCUUAUGGGGCACAGGUCAAUCACUCAGUCAGGCUAAGCUGUGGAUUCGUGAGCAGAUUGGUGUAGAAAGGCCAAGAUGUAUAUCACCUAAAGGUCCGUCCAAAGACGCAUUGACACAUGAAACUACAAACAAACUAAAGGUUGUAGUUUACCAAGGUGAUUUAACCAAAGAAAAUGCAGAUAUUAUAGUGAAUGCAUGUAAUGAACACCUUGACCAUGCGGGUGGGGUGAGCUUUGCAAUAUCUAAGGCAGGAGGGCUUUCUGUUCAAAGAGAUUCAGACGACUACGUGCGUAAACAUGGGGCUUUGGGAACAGGUGAUGUUGCUGUAACCAAAGCAGGGUUUCUCCAUUGCAAGUACAUUGUUCAUGCAGUUGGUCCACGGUGGAAGAGAGAUGGUAGAGAUGGUUGUUUGAAGUUGUUUCGGGCUGUUUUUAUGAAUGUGUACAAAGCUGCAAUAAAGCAUGGAGCAAAGUCUAUGGCUAUGCCUGCAAUCAGUUCUGGGAUCUAUGGAGUCCCCAAGGAGGUCUGUGCACAAGCUACGUUCUCCUUUGUUGAUGAAGUUGAUCAGAAAUUAGCGUCAGACCCCAGUGCAAGGCCAUUUGAAAUUCGCUUAGUGAAUAUAGACGGUGAAAUAGCAAAAACAUUCACCCAGGAGCUCAACAAGUGGAUGCUCAAAGGACGAAAGUUACAAAGAAGACACAGUUUUAGUUCACCUAAGAAAGAAAAGGAAAAGCCAGUUGAAACGAAGACUGUAGAUGACAUGCAUAUAACGCCUAGAUUGAAAGCUUCCCUGGUUGCUGCCCGUAAACCUCUACAAAAUUCUGGGAAAGAUGGUCGGAGUUUGGACGCCACCUCGAUGAAAUCAAGGAUCAAACAUGGAUCCGGUUGGAUUGGUGUGGAUAGCACCUCUACAACACCCACCAUCAACCAUGGAUCAACCCCAGCCAUCUCUACAACACCCACCAUCAACCAUGGAUCAACCCCAGCCAUCUCUACAACAUCCACCAUCAACCAUGGAUCAGCCCCAGCCAUCUCUACAACAUCCAGUAGCAAAGUGAAGAUAAUAACGACCGGUGCUUUCGCAUCCUCAAAUCCUAAUGAUCCCACAUCAUCAACUUCCUCUGCCACUAACCAAUCAAAAUUCAAUUCCUUUGGCUCCACCACGCACACAUCCACCACAGGCAACCCCAGUCAUUAUGGAGGAGUUGUGUCCACAAGCGAAUCUUCAUCCCUAAGUAAACAUGAUAAGUCUGGUUCAACAACUACCGUUCGAUAUGACCAAAAUGGCAUUGGCUCACACUCUUCACAUUCAGGUGGGUACUUGUAGGUUAUUGUUUUAUGAAAUUUGUAUACAAUAAAAUCUUCUACCAUCCUGGCCUAGAAAAUAUAUUUCUCUUACUGGCAGCAAAAUUACAUGUGUAAGUCAAGUAUAAGGUUCAUGCAUAUAUGUAGAUUUCGGAAAACGUAUGAUCGCGCACAUGUGAUAAGCUUCAAUCCCAGUUCAAGAUAAUUUCAAUUUGCAAAAUGCUUUUCGAAUUUUUAAUUUGGCAUUCUAGUAUACAAGAUAACAAAAAUUUUUAUGCGAAGAUCUAAGAAAAUGUCCUGCGCAGUUUUUUAAAAUUUCCUGGCAGCUGUGAUUCUGGCACUGUCGGACAUUUUCCAGGACUGCUACCAUCAGAGAAACUUCUUCUGAUCUACUUUAGCCCAAUUUACCCCUUAUUCCCCCAUAUGAUCAUCUGUCGUAGGGUAAACACAUGACGAACUGGCGAGAAUAGCAUGAUCAAUACUGGCUAGAAUCCUGAAAAACCUUCCAUCUUGGUUUUGUUAUAAAAAUCCAGUCAGUUUCUCGAAUUGCUCAUUUCUACGAUACGACUAGUCGGAUACGAUUGUCAUUCUGGCGUAUGAAAACGACUCUGGCGUAAUUUGAGAUGUGACAUCUUUACAUGCAUUUAUUCAAGUACAUAUGCCAGGAUAAGAAUCGUAUACGACUAUGGUCGUAUCGUGUAAGAUGGGCCUGAAUAGUAUUUCAAAUUCCACAGUAGGACCGUAUUACUGGCAUGUAGUAAAACACUGACUACCGGAACACCACCGGAACACCGGAACACCACCUAACCCUAACCCUAACCCCUAACCGCAAACAAAAUGGUGGUGUUCCGGUGGUGUUCCGGUGUUCCGGUAGUCCGUGUUUUACUACAUGCCCCGUAUUACUGACAGUAUGAUAAGCCAAGGAAAAAUUGAAACCUCUGUAUUAACUGUUUAUUUCCAAUAUUCAACAUUUUAGGUGACAACUGCACCAUAUGCUACUGCCCUUGCACAGAUCCAGUGUCCUUGCCAAAAUGUGGUCAUACAUUCUGUAAGUCUUGUAUCGAGAGAGCUUUCACUUAUCAAAAGAAAUGCCCAAUAUGUCAACAAGUGUAUGGUGCUUGUGAGGGUGACCAACCAGAUGGUACUAUGAAUAUCCAAUUUUCCCACAAAUGUGUGCCUGGUUACGAAGGGUAUGGUUGUUACGUCAUAACCUACGUCAUCCCGAACGGUCGUCAAGGCAUCAGACACCCUAAGCCGGGCCACAAAUAUGCGGGCACGAAACGUCAGGCGUUUUUACCCGCGACUAAAGAGGGUGAAGUUGUAUUAAAAAUGCUGCAAAAAGCGUUUGAUAUGAAAUUAAUUUUCACAGUUGGAAAGUCGAACACAACUGGACAAGAGGAUUGUGUGACAUGGAAUGAUAUUCAUCAUAAAACUAACCCUAGUGGUGGACCGCAGAAGUGAGUCACGCUUCUCUUUUUAGUCUUCAAUCUCUGAAAUGGUAUAUAUAUAAAUGAGUUCAAAAUGAGAGUCAGUUUUACUUAGCUUUAACGUGCAGCAAAUGGUGGCCAACCAGCAGUUAUCACAAUGAGAAAAUGAUGUCUUGUGAAUAGAAUUGUGAAUAAAGCUUAAUCAGUAGAAUUGAGAUUUCUUGCUUCUAUAUAAAGUAGUAAGACUAGUAACAGUUCUGAAGUUGAGCACCAUCUGCUAUCUUGUAACACUGACCUAUCAUUUUUAUCCCUUGGCGUUAUUUGAUUUGCAAACAAUCAACAGCUAUUUUGUUUUUUCUUCAGCUUUGGUUAUCCAGAUCCAGACUAUCUGAGAAGAGUGAAAGACGAGUUGAAAGCCAAGGGAAUUGUUCCCGAGUAGGAGAACAGACGAUGCCGGUUGUCUAUAAAACUGGAGUGAUCUUGCACUGGAUAUAUAUAGCUCUUAAAUAGGCCAGAUGAUCUUGAUACGCGGAAAAGUACUGGCACUAGUUGUCAAAUAGAAAUCCAUUUCAUGAUUAAAACAACUGAAUAUCUCCAUUAAUAUACUUUAUUUCGAUUACAUAUUUUUGUCAGAGCUAGAGUUCUCAUAACCAAACAUAAUUACAAAAUUUCAAAUAGUUUCAUAAAGAAUAACGAAAGAUAUAAUUGACUGAAUACAUCAAAAUGGAUUUCUAUUCGGACAACCCUUUCUGAGCGCUGAUUGGCUAAAAUACGAACACGAGAUCACCUGGUAUGCAUGUAAAGCUGAUUUACACUGCACACUGAACUUUUGCCUAAAACUGUCGCAACCUGCUUACAACUUGAGUUAUACUGUGUAAAUCAAGCCUACAACUCAACUACGACAACGUGGAUGAGUUAUAUGCUUGAUUUCCACAGUACAACUCAAGUUGUAAGCAGGUUGCAUGUGACAGUUUUAGGCAAAAGUUGUGUAGUGUAAAUUGGUCUUAAUGAUCCUGAGUUAAAAUUUACCAUCGGUAUUAUUUGAUGAAAGUGCAAUGAAUCGAAUAUAUUAUUUCUUCCAUAAUAUUGCCGGUCCACACCACUGUUCAUCUUGCACAACAUUCGCGUUCCAGUUAUGUUCCACAACCAGUUCGAUUGUUCGAACGCAAUUGGAACGCGUUGCAGCCGCGAGUUUCUAUAAACAUUUGUAAGAUUUAAAGUGGGGACAUUUAAGCCUGGUUUUUACUAUCAAAGUUUCUGUGAUCACAGUAGGAAUUUUUCAUCGGUACAUUCUAAGUCUUGAAAGAUUUGUAUGAAAUAUUCGAGGGAACUGACUCAUUGUCUAACACUGAGACAGUUCUCUCAAACAUUUCUUACAAGUCCUUUAAAACUUAGAAUUUACCUGUGCAAAAUUCCUACUGUGAUCACAGAAACUUUCAUAGUGUAAACCAGGCUUAAGAUUUAAAGUAGUAACAUUUGUCAUUUAGACACCUAAUUUAAAUAACUUUUUAAUCGCACAGUAUAUAUAUGUAAAGUAUGUGGGAUAUGAAAUGGGAUAUGUAUGUGUUUGUUUCUGAAAUGAUAGAAUUAUUUGCAUUGUGUGUACUCUCUCACUGACACGUAUAUAUGUCUCGCGUUACAGUAAAAUACGAGUAUCACCAUGAGACACAAGGCUGAUUAAUGUUUGAUAUUGCUAAAAAAGAGUUAAUAAUAAAGUCAAAAUGUCACAGUGUUUACCUCAUGAAAUUUUAUCCGUCGUUCCAAUAUCACGAUUACUUGGAAUUUCUUAGUGGUCUAUUUCCUGUUUCUUACUUUCGUUUUCUGAAGACGAAGUUGGUUCAUGUUUAUAAAGCAACGAUAACUGCUACCACGAAACUCAUAUUGCUACUUUCUGCCCCGUCAUAAUGCAAGGUUAGUAAUGCCACACAUUUUUUAGCCAAGGGUAAUGCCAAAAACUUGGAAUUGCAAAAUUAUAUUUAUUUUGGUAAGGAAUGCAUGUGCUUUAACACACUACUUAAUUAAAUGACUCACUUAACUUUGCUUUUGUCAAUGACAAUGUGACAACUUCUACCAACAGUCUUACCUCAGUUGGCAGACUAUGUAACUCAAUGAAUUCAAUGACAAUGGGCACAGUGGUAUAGUCACCGAAAUUGUACAGGAGACUUGUCGAUUCCUAUUAAUCGUUGUAUAGUCUAUAUAUUUUUUAUAUGUUAAUACAUAUUUUAUUUCGUUAACACAGUGCCUUGAUAUACCCUAAUUCAAGAACCGUCUGAAAAUAUUUUCUAUGAUAUUUUCAUUUAAACAUUUUAGGUAAAGAGUGUUUGGAGUGUCCAAUAUGCCGGUACCCAUUCACAGAUGCAACGUCUUUGCCAAAAUGUGGUCAUAGGUUUUGCAAGUCAUGUAUCGACAAAGCAUUCACAUAUCAAAAGAAAUGCCCAAUAUGUCAACAGGUGUAUGGGAUCACUAAGGGGAGCCAACCUAGCGGUACAAUGACUGUUCAGCGGUCACCACAAAAUUUGCCAGGUUACGAAGGACAUGGUUGUCACAUCAUAACCUACGCCAUACCAAGUGGUCGUCAAGACAACCGGCAUCCCAGACCUGGUCAGGCAUUUUCAGGCACCACACGUCAGGCGUAUUUACCUGCAAAUAGAGAGGGUGAUGUUGUACUACGCAUGCUGAGGAAGGCGUUUGAUAAUAACUUGACAUUUACCGUAGGAAGGUCCUACACAACCGGGCAGGAUAAUGUUGUCACGUGGAAUGACAUUCAUCAUAAAACUAGCAUUACUGGAGGACCACAGGGGUGAGUGUCAAGUAGGAGGGUGAAAGAAUAAAGUAGGGGGGGAGGGAGAACGGGUGGAUGGAUAUGGAAAGGCAUGGUUGCGUAAAUUACCAGUUUGAUAUGGAUGUAUAAGCACCCUUACUUUCUUGAUAUGGAUUUUUUAAUUCUGCAUGUUUGAAAAGAUUCAACUCAAAGCUGACUGAACCACUGGUUGUAUUUUUUAACUGUGUAUACUUUUAGACCAAUGACAAUUUACCGACAAAUGAAUUGCUUAUACUGAUCGUAUUUCUAUUUGUAGUUUUGGUUAUCCAGAUUCAGACUACUUGAACAGAGUGAAAGAUGAGUUGAAAGCCAAGGGAAUUUUUCCUGAGUAA